Messenger RNA from Chiloscyllium plagiosum (whitespotted bambooshark), 3454 nucleotides. The record is from RefSeq and is a predicted model, not a curated record. NCBI's taxonomy places the organism in Eukaryota, Metazoa, Chordata, Chondrichthyes, Orectolobiformes, Hemiscylliidae.
UGAAGCGGCGGGAAAUGGGGCCGGUUUAGUCUCGGGUGCGCAAGCUCGAGCUACUUCAGUUUUUUGUUCGCCGCGAGCUCGAGGUUGAACCAUGUGGAUGUCGUUAGCAACGAGAGGCCGGGGGGCAGCGGCGGCGGUCACAGCCGGCGGAGUCACCUGGUGUGGGCUGCCGGCCGGCCUCCGGGGCUGUGCUCAACGGUUACCGGCCAUCGGCAUCAAGGAUGAACUGGCACCGGGAUCCGGUACCAGGGUGAAGAGGAGCGUUAGGCAAAUAAUCCUGAAUUGUAAAACAGAAUUGGCAGAUUUACAGAAAACUGAGCCGCGCUUUCACCCGGGACUGGCCAUUGUUCAGAUUACCGAUAAUGAUAUAUUGGAGGUCAAAAAGAUGGCAGCAGAGGUUGGCCUACAUGUUGUUCAUAUAUGUUUACCAGAAGAAACUGCGACAGGGGAGCUUUUAGAUGAGAUCAUGAAGCUAAAUGAUGAUCCUAAAAUCAGGGGCUUGGUUCUGCCCCACAACCUUGUCAUGAGUGAUGCAGCAAUAAAUGCAGUGCUUCCUGAGAAAGAUAUUGAUGGAAUCACAGAUGUUAAUUUAGGAAGACUAGUCCGUGGGAAUUUUAAUGAAUGCUUUGUACCACCGGCAGCAAGUGCAAUAAUAGAAUUACUGGAACAAGCAGAUUUGUGCGCUUUUGGAAAGAAGGUCUUAAUUGUAGGUGAGAAUGGUUCACGAGAAGCAACCCUGCAGAAACUUUUACAGAUGAAAGGGAUGGUAGUUGUGAACUGCCAAUGGCAGAACACAAACAUCACGGAACUGUGCCAUCAAAGUGAUGUGUUGGUGGUGACCAGUCCUGCACCAGAAGGACUUGGAGAAGACUGGUUAAAAGCUGACACGACCAUAAUCUCCUACAAUUUACCAGCUGCAGGUUUUACUUCAAGUUCCAAUCACCAGGAUUUUCAGCAAGAUGAACCUGGGUCAUCACAUAAUGGAAUUAGUCUCCUGACAGCAGCAAUGCAGAUUAAGAAUACAGUUGAAAGCAGCAACAGAUGGCUAAAACAGCAACAGCACAAAAAGUGGAAUCUUCACCCUCUCAAAUUGCAGCCCAUCUCACCUGUCCCCAGUGACAUUGAGAUAUCCAGAGCGCAGACUCCAAAACCGAUUGAUGUCCUAGCCAAAGAGAUUGGCCUGCUUCGGUCAGAAAUAGAAGCCUAUGGUUGGAAUAAAGCAAAAGUCAAAUUAUCUCCCUUGGACAGACUAAAGGAACAGCCAGAUGGAAAAUAUGUGUUGGUUGCCGGAAUUACACCAACUCCUCUAGGAGAGGGGAAGAGUACAGUGACAAUGGGAUUGGUUCAAGCUUUAGCAGCCCAUCUGGGUAUUAAUGCCUUUGCUUGUGUGCGGCAACCAUCUCAGGGACCAACAUUUGGUGUUAAAGGUGGAGCUGCAGGUGGUGGAUAUGCACAGGUCAUCCCUAUGGAAGAGUUUAACCUCCAUCUAACCGGGGACAUUCAUGCAAUUACAGCUGCUAAUAACUUGUUGGCAGCAGCUAUUGAUGCAAGAAUUUUGCAUGAAGGCAGUCAGUCAAACCAGGCUUUGUAUAAUCGUUUGGUUCCCACUAUAAAUGGAAAGAGAAACUUUUCUUCCAUCCAGCUUGCUCGGUUAACACGACUAGGGAUCCAGAAAAAGGACCCCCGUCAGUUGGCACCAGAAGAAGUCUCAAAAUUUGUUCGUUUGGACAUUGAUCCAUCUACAAUUACCUGGCAACGAGUUCUUCUCAUGAAGGGUCAGUUUGAUAUUGCUGUUGCCAGUGAAAUCAUGGCAAUCCUUGCCCUGACCAAUGGCCUGGCUGACAUGAAAACUCGGCUUGGUAAAAUUGUGGUAGCCAACAACCGGAAAGGACAACCAGUUACUGCAGAAGAUCUGGGGGUUAGUGGUGCACUAGCCGUUCUGAUGAAAGAUGCCCUCAAACCAACCUUGAUGCAAACUCUGGAGGGGACCCCAGUGUUUGUGCACGCUGGACCUUUUGCAAAUAUUGCACAUGGUAGUUCUUCAAUUCUAGCUGACAAGUUGGCACUGAAGCUUGUUGGCAAGGAAGGGUUUGUGGUGACUGAAGCAGGCUUUGGUGCUGAUAUUGGGAUGGAGAAGUUCUUCAACAUCAAGUGCAGAACAUCAGGCCUUAAGCCUAAUGUGGUAGUGCUUGUGGCAACAAUCCGUGCCUUGAAAAUGCAUGGUGGAGGCCCCAAUGUCACUGCAGGCAAACCUCUAUCAAAAGAGUACACUGAGGAGAACCUGAAACUGGUGACUGAUGGGUGCUGUAAUUUGCAAAAGCAGAUAGAGAUCGCUCAGCUGUUUGGGAUUCCGGUUGUAGUUGCUGUGAAUGUAUUCAAGACUGAUACUGAAGCAGAGAUUAAUCUUGCCUGUCAAAUUGCAAAAUGCUCUGGAGCUUAUGAUGCUGUGCCAUGCAAUCACUGGUCCAUUGGAGGCAGAGGGUCAUUACAGCUGGCUGAGGCUGUCAGGCAGGCUGCAGAUCAGAAGAGUAGCUUCAAUUACCUUUAUGACCUAAAGAUGCCUAUUGUAGAAAAGAUUCGCACAAUAGCACAAAAGGUUUAUGGGGCCGAGGAUAUAGAGCUGUCACCUCAAGCCCAAUCCAAAGUGGACCUGUACAUCAGUCAGGGUUUUGGAGAGCUGCCAAUUUGCAUGGCAAAAACCCAUCUGUCACUAUCACAUCAACCUGAGCACAAGGGAGUUCCCACUGGAUUUGUUUUACCAAUCCGGGAUGUGCGUGCCAGUAUUGGAGCGGGCUUUAUUUAUCCGUUGGUGGGCACGAUGAGCACCAUGCCAGGAUUGCCCACUCGGUCCUGUUUUUAUGACAUUGACAUUGAUUCAGACACUGAGCAAAUCAGUGGAUUGUUCUAAAGAUUGCCCAGAAAUAUCUUGUCCUAUUUCCUGAAUUGAACAAAUGUAAUCUCUGAUUGCAUAUUAAAGAAUCUAUGGGAAAAUAAUGGACUCAAGGUUCUCUCAACCUCUCCUGAGAGAUUCUGAGGAGUGUAACCAGUUCAUGUGAUUCUUUAUUUCCUCGAUCGAUCCACUUUGUGUGCUUUGAUAGAUUAAAUCCAGAUUUUGAAACCCACCCAAUGGAUCUAUUGAAUUUUAUACACAAUUUUUUCAGCAAUUGUUAGAAGUAUUUAAUUUUUUAAACAAUUAAUAUUAAAUGACUUGUUUCAAUGUUGCAUCUCCAUAUUUCAGUAAUCUUAAGAUUUUUGAAACUGAAAUGCCUUUGCAAUACCUUGUUACAUCAACCAAAUGUACCUUGAAGGGUAGCAAGUGUUGUGCAUCUAUCUUGUAUACCAGAGUCCAUGAAAUAAUUGACCAAGGAAUCUCAGGCAAACUAAAAAUGAUGUAUGGUACUAACACCUAAGUUGAAACUUUAUUGCUGGAACAGCACAGCAGGUCAGGCAGCAU